AUGGCAGGAGCAUUUGCCAGCCUGAGAAGUCAGGAAGAAGAGAUGACAGAGACAUACUUCACUGAUAAUGAAAAUUUUACUCAAAAACUGCCAGAGACAGGUGCUCCUGGAACACAGACUGCAUCGCUCUGGAGAGAGGCCGUGACUCGCCCUCAGGAACAUGGACGUUUUGGGGUGAAACACCGUCCCCUUCCCCUGCGGGUCGAUAACGAGGGGGAAUUUACUUCAGGGAGAACGACAGCCGCCGGCGGUGCCCUCCGGUGCCGCUCCCACUCCUCAGGCCCGGCCGAGGCAGACGACGGCCGCCCCAAAGGCGGGAACGGCUCCAACAUGGCGGCGCGGCUCCAACCACCCGCCCGCACCAUCGAGAUGUGCCUAAAGAGGCCCGGCAGGGGCAGGAGCCUGGGCGCCGGCGCGCUCUACAUCGCCGAGGGUCGCCUGUCUUGGCUGGAAAACUCCGGAGUUGGCUUCUCCUUGGAUUAUCCCACCAUAAGUUUACACGCCGUCUCCAGGGACCUGAACGCCUACCCAUGGGAGCACUUGUACGUCAUGGUGAACGCCAAAUUCGAAGAAGAGGAGACAAAAGAGGCUCCCAUGGCUGAAGGGGAGGAGGAGGAAGACAGCGAUGAUGACACUGAACCAAUUGCGGAAUUCAGAUUUGUACCUAGCGACAAAUCAGCCUUGGAAGCCAUGUUUUCAGCGAUGUGUGAAUGCCAAGCUCUGCACCCAGACCCAGACGACGAAGAUUCAGACAAUGACUAUGAAGGGGAGGAGUACGAUGUUGAGGCCCACGAGCUACAACAAGGUGACAUCCCGACCUUUUACACUUACGAAGAAGGAUUGUCGCAUUUAACUGCGGAAGGUCAGGCCACUCUGGAGAGGCUGGAAGGCAUGUUAGCCCAGUCUGUCAGCAGUCAGUACAACAUGGCUGGAGUGAGAACAGAAGACUCGAUAAGGGAGUUUGAAGAUGGGAUGGAGGUGGACAUCGCACCGGUAGUUGCGGGGCAGUUUGAAGACGCAGAAGUUGAUCACUGAGGAGGACGUACGCUGCUAUUCUUCUUGUGGCACUUCCAGAAUAAGCUGUAAAACCGAAGGCAUUGCAGUGACUAUCGGGAGUUAACCUUUCUUUUAAUGACCUAAGCUUAGACAUCUAGGUCUAUAAAUGCUUUUAUAGAUGUUUAAAACAGGGUUUGACAUUCGUGACCACUAUGGGGUUAUUUAAAAAAACAAAACAAAACGAAACAAAAAAACAAUAAAACCUCUUGCAUCUAACACUUGAAUGGGGCUAAUCAGGGGUUGUUUCAAAGGAGCCUUUGUAGGAGUUCUAGGACUUCAGAAAUGGAACUGUAAGUAGAACAGAAUUUUAGAUUGUCCUAGAAUUUUCCAUAUUUUUGUACCUGUUCAUUGUGUCAGUGGAGUAGAAUGGAAAU
Messenger RNA from Nipponia nippon (crested ibis), 1430 nucleotides. NCBI's taxonomy places the organism in Eukaryota, Metazoa, Chordata, Aves, Pelecaniformes, Threskiornithidae. The record is from RefSeq and is a predicted model, not a curated record.